AACCUGCAUAGAAUUAUGCAGCUUCCAGGGUUGGGAGAGGGGAUUUAUCCAGUGGGUCGAGGCUGGCUUGGUGGAGGAGGGGGGUGGGGAGAAGGCCUUUGUGCACGCCCCUUUUCAUCAACCAGCGGGCCAAAAGAAAGAGAGGAAAGCAACAGCAUCCCAAACCUCAGUCCUUGCAGCUCCUCCAUCUGCACCGCGGAGCUGGACGGACCAGCCAGAAUGUGGGGAGCUCUGCUGCUUAAAGUCCUCCUCGUCUUCAUAUGUUGUGGUAGAUGGUGCCAUUCUGAGGGAUGUGAACUGGGGCAGUUCCGCUGUGGGACAGGUCGGUGUAUACCAGGGGACUGGCACUGUGAUGGGACGUCAGAUUGUGUGGACGACUCCGAUGAACAAGGCUGCCCUCAGGUAACGUGUGACGACAGCCAUUUCCAGUGUCUGAGUGAUGGCGAGUGCAUCCCGGGUGUGUGGGUGUGCGAUAACGAGGAAGACUGCGAGGAUGGCUCAGAUGAGAGGCAGCACUGCCCUGGCAGGACGUGCAGCAGUGGCCAGUUCAGCUGCACUAACGGGGCGUGCAUCCCAGAAGAAUACCGAUGUGACCACCUGGCAGAUUGUCUGGAUGGAUCUGAUGAGAGAAACUGCAAUUACCCACAGUGUACCCAGAUGAGGUGUGCUAACGGGGCCUGCUACAACCGGACACAGCGAUGCGACCAUAUUCUUGACUGCCGCGAUGGUUCUGAYGAGGCCAACUGCACGCAGCACUGCAAUCCAGGCUUGUUUCAAUGUCGUAAUGGACUGUGUGUUCCUCAGCGGUAUGUGUGUGACCAUGACGAUGACUGUGGAGAUCGAAGCGAUGAGCUAAACUGCACGUAUCCCACAUGUAAAGGGAACUACUUCUCUUGCCCCAGUGGCCGCUGUAUCCACCAAGUGUGGCUGUGUGAUGGAGAGGAUGAUUGCGAGGACAACGCGGAUGAAAAAGGCUGUGGUAACMUACCACGGGAGUGUUACCCAGAGGAAUGGCCCUGUCCUUCCUCAGGUCUGUGUAUCCCCAUGGAUAAAGUGUGCGAUGGGAAGGCCGACUGUCCUGAGGGAGAGGAUGAAACAAACACCACUGCUGGACACAAUUGCAGUAUCUGGAGAUGUGCAUCUUUGAGCUGUGAGCAUCACUGUCAUACUUCCCCUGAGGGAGGAACUUGCUCCUGUCCUUCUGGAUACAUCGUCAGCAGUAAUGACAGUCGAUCAUGCAUAGACUUUGAUGACUGCUCCAUGUGGGGCGUGUGUGACCAGCUGUGUGAGGACCGGGUCGGCUCUCAUCGCUGCAGCUGCCGAGACGGCUACAUUUUGGAGCAGCAUAGAUACUGCAGAGCUGAUGCCUCGACUGGCGUUCCCUCCUUAGUUUUUUCUAAUGGCAGAGACCUGGUUAUCGGUGACAUCCAUGGCAACAGCCUGCGUACUUUGAUUCAUUCUCAGAAUAGAGGGGUUGCAGUGGGGGUGGACUACCACUAUCAUUUCCAAAUGAUCUUCUGGACUGAUACCAUCCAAAAUAAGGUGUUUUCUGUGCACAUGGAUGGUUCCAACGUGCAGGUGGUUUUAAAUGUAUCAGUUGACUAUCCUGAGAAUUUGGCGGUGGACUGGGUGAACAAUAAACUGUAUGUGGUGGAGGCCAGCGUCAACAGGAUUGACAUGGUGGACUUUGAUGGAAGUAACCGAGUUACACUCAUCGCUGAAAACCUAGGAAACCCUAGAGGACUGGCGGUGGACCCCACUGUUGGGUAUAUGUUCUUCUCAGACUGGGAAGCAGCAAAUGGACAACCAGGCCUUGAACGGGCCUUCAUGGAUGGAACCAACCGCUAUGGGAUUAUUGGCAGUAAACUAGGCUGGCCUGCUGGCAUCACCCUUGAUAUAGAGGCCAAGCGCCUCUACUGGGUUGACAGUCGCUACGACUACAUUGAAACUGCAACUUACGAUGGUCUGCAUAGAAAAACUGUUGUCCAUGGAGGUGCUUUGGUCCCACACCCAUUUAGCAUCAGUUUGUUUGAGCACAAUGUCUAUUUCACGGACUGGACCAAGAUGGCUGUGAUAAAAGCAAACAAGUUCACUGACAGCCAUCCUCAGGUGAUUUACUCAACAUCUCAGACGCCACAUGGAGUGGCAGUGAUACACCAGCUGAAACAGCCACAGGUGCCAAACCCCUGCGGUUCAGACAGAGGUGGAUGUGAGCAAAUUUGUGUUUUAAGCCACAGGAGUGAUAAUGGAGGCCUCGGAUACCGCUGCAAAUGUCGCAUGGGUUAUGAUAUACAAAGUGAUGGCAAACGAUGUAUGGCUGUGAGGCAGUUUCUGUUGUUCUCCAGCCAGUUGGCUGUGAGAGGAAUCCCCUUUAACCUCUCCUCUCAGGAGGACAUCAUCCUGCCCGUCACUGGAUCGCCCUCCUAUUUUGUCGGAGUGGAUUUUAGCGCUGAGGAUGACAGCAUCUUCUUCUCAGACACAGCAAAAGAUAUAAUCUACAAACAGAAAGUGGAUGGAACAGGCAGGGAGAUCCUGGCAGCCAACAGAGUGGACGGAGUGGAGGACCUGGCUUACGACUGGAUUUCAAAAAACCUGUACUGGACUGACCCUCGAUACAGGAGCAUAUCUGUCAUGAGGCUUGCUGAUAAAUCCAGGAGGGCCAUUAUACGUAACCUGAACAACCCAAGGGCCAUUGUGGUGCACCCUCUAAUUGGGUAUAUUUUUUGGACUGAUUGGUACCGGCCUGCGAAGAUUAUGAGGGCUUGGGGCGACGGGUCACAUGCUGUGUCUAUUGUCAACACUACUCUUGGCUGGCCAAAUGGCUUAGCCAUUGACUGGAGCUCAAUGCGUCUCUACUGGGUGGAUGCAUUCUUUGACAAAAUUGAGCACAGCAAUUUUCAUGGACAAAACAGGCUGACUUUGGAUCGAAUAACCCAGAUCUCCCAUCCAUUUGGCCUCACCAUCUUUGAAGGCUAUGCGUAUUUCACUGACUGGCGCCUGGGCGGCAUUGUGCGUGUGCGUAAGACUGACGGCGGGGCACUGGUCAUUAUCCGGAGAGGAAUCAGCCACAUCAUGCAUGUCAAGUCUUUCAACUCCAACUCUCAGAUCGGUUCCAACCUCUGCAACAGACCAACAAAUCCUAACGGGGACUGCAGCCACUUCUGCUUCCCAGCUCCAGACUCACAGAGAGUGUGCGGGUGUCCGUAUGGCAUGAGGCUGUCGCCAAACCAGCAGUCCUGUGUGGAAGACCCUUCCAAUGAGCCCCCCACACUGCAGUGUGGAGCCAACUCCUUCUCUUGUGGCAAUGGCAAAUGUGUCCCGCAGAGCUACAGAUGUGACGGCGUUGAUGACUGUCACGACAACAGUGAUGAAGCCAGCUGUGAAAUUAACAACACGACUUGUUCCCCCUCUGCCUUCACCUGUGUCAAUCGGCGCUGCGUGCCAGCCGGAUGGCGAUGUGACGGGCACAAUGACUGUUUUGAUGACAGCGAUGAGCUCAGCUGCCCUACACAGGUGCCUGGAACGUGCCCUGUUAAUCUGUUCACCUGUGCCAACCACAGAUGUAUCCCACACACCUGGCGUUGUGAUACAGAUAACGACUGYGGGGACGGUUCAGAUGAAGCAGACUGCUAUCUAGGAGGUACAUGUCACCCAGGACAGUUUCAGUGUCCAGAUCAUCGCUGCAUAGACCCGAACUAUGUUUGUGACGGAGACAGAGACUGUGUGGAUGGAGCAGAUGAACAGGGAUGCAUCUACAACUGCACAGUGAGUGAGUUUAAGUGUACCAGUGGUCACCAGUGCAUCAACUCCUUCUAUCGCUGCGAUGGAGUUUUUGACUGCAGUGAUCGCUCUGAUGAGCAGAACUGCCCCACUAGGCCUCCAGGGAUGUGCCACCAUGAGAGUGAGUUUCAGUGCCAGUCAGAUGGGAGCUGUGUCCCGUCUACGUGGGAAUGCGAUGGCCAUCCAGACUGUCAGGAUGGCAGUGAUGAGCAUCACGCCUGCCCGCCUCGUACCUGCCCUUCCUUCUUCUUCCGCUGCGAUAAUGGAAACUGUGUGCUACGCAGCUGGCUUUGCGAUGGAGACAACGACUGCAGGGACAUGAGCGAUGAAAGGGACUGUCCCUCACCGCCUUUCCAAUGUCCAAGCUGGCAGUGGCAGUGCCCCGGUCACAGUGUUUGCAUUAAUCUCACCACAGUGUGUGACAACACACCUGACUGUCCUAAUGGUGCUGAUGAGUCUCCACUUUGCAAUGAGCCUUUACCAGAUCAGGAAAGCUGCUCUGAUAACAAUGCUGGCUGCACACAUGGUUGUAUCCAGGGGCCAUUUGGGGCCCAGUGCACAUGCCCUGUGGGUUAUCAGCUCAGCAAUGACUCAAAAACCUGUGAAGACAUCGAUGAGUGUAAUCCCCCAGGACUGUGCAGCCAGCACUGCUUUAAUGAGAAAGGUUCUUUCCGCUGUCACUGCCAGGAUGGUUACACUCUUGAAGCAGAUCAACGUACCUGCAAGGUGUCAGAUUCGAGACAGGCGUUCCUGCUUGUGGCCAGUCGGAAUCAGAUCGUGCAAGAUGACAUAACCACUCAACCUAAUGUGGUCCGGUCGCUGGUUCGAGAUGGACGCAACAUUGUGGCCCUUGAUUUUGACUCUGUGUCUGAUCGCGUGUACUGGUCUGACACAAGCCAGGACAGAAUCUGGAGUUGUCACAAGAAUGGCAGUGACAGAGCUGUGGUAUUUGACAGUGGAGUGACUGUGACAGAAAGUCUCACUGUGGACUGGGUGGGCAGGAACUUGUACUGGACUGAUUAUGUCCUGGAAACAAUUGAAGUGUCCAAACUAGAUGGCACCCACAGGACUGUAUUAGUCAGUGAAAAUGUCACCAACCCUCGAGGUCUUGUGCUGGAUCCUAGAGAGAGUGCUCACUUGAUGUUUUGGACCGACUGGGGAAGGAACCCCCGCAUUGAGAGGGCAAGCAUGGAUGGGAAGCUGAGGACAGUAAUCAUAAGCAGCAAACUCUACUGGCCUAAUGGUUUAACCAUAGACUAUCCAAAUAGUUUGCUGUAUUUUGCUGAUGCUUACUUGGAUUUCAUUGACUACUGUGAUUACAAUGGCAACAACAGAAAGCAAGUUCUGGCCAGUGACUUGGUACUGCAACAUCCCCACGCAAUUACCAUUUUUGAGGAUUUUGUCUAUUGGACCGACAGAUACAUCAACCGGGUGAUGCGAGCUCAUAAGUGGCAUGGGGAGAACCAGACAGUGAUGCUGUUUAACCUCCCUCAGCCUAUGGGUCUGGUGGCAUUACACCCAGCCAGGCAGCCAGCAGGGCAGAACCAUUGCUUGGGGAGUCCCUGUACUCACAUCUGUCUACUCUCUGCUGUGGGACCAAGAUUUUAUUCAUGCGCCUGCCCCUCAGGCUGGACUCUGGCAGCCGACCAGUUCUCCUGCACCAGAGUUGAAGAUCCUUUUCUUGUGGUUGUGAGAGAUAGCAUCAUCUAUGGUAUUCCUUUGAACCCAGAAGAAAAGAGCAAUGAUGCUAUGGUUCCAGUGGCUGGUCUUCAAAAUGGCUAUGAUGUUGACUUUGAUGAUAGUGAACAGACCAUCUAUUGGGUGGAAUACCCAGGUGAAAUCCACAGGGUGAAGUCAGAUGGUACUAACAGGACAGAGUUUGCUCCUGCAGCCAUUCUUGGCUCCCCUGUUGGCCUGGCUUUGGACUGGAUAACUGAGAAUCUGUACUACACCAAUCCAGCCACACAGUCUAUUGAGGUUUUAAAGUUGAGAGGCGAGGUACAGUACCGGAAAACCCUAAUCACUAACAAUGGUUCUCCGACUGGAGCUGGCAGUCCUGUUGGCAUUGCAGUAGAUCCAGCACGUGGCAAACUGUAUUGGACAGACCAAGGAACAGAGAGUGGCAUCCCUGCUAAAGUUGCAUCUGCAGACAUGGAUGGUACAAACCCAGUCAACCUUUUCACCCACAACUUGGAUCACAUUGAGUUCAUCACUGUGGACAUCAAAGAAAACAAGCUGUACUGGGCUGUAACAAGCACAGGCAAAAUUGAACGUGGUGAUCCAGAUGGAAGUAAUCGCAUCACCAUCAUGACAGGCCUGUCUCACCCUUGGGGUGUGGCUGUUUAUCAGAGUUACCUGUACUUCACUGACCGUGACUUUGAGGUCAUAGAGCGUGUGGACAAGUCCACCGGUGCCAACAGGGUUGUGUUGAGAGACAACGUGUCAGGACUUAGAGUCCUAAAAGUUCAUUUUCGAGAGACAUCUGCAGGUGCAUCGAAUGGCUGCGCUGACAAUGUGGGAAUGUGUGAACAGCUCUGUCUGCCUCGACCAAAUGGCCUUUUGACAUGUGCAUGUGCAACAGGUUUUAAACUUAACCCUGACAACCGGACCUGUGCUCCCUAUCAGUCCUAUGUCAUCAUCUCCACUCUGUCUGCCAUUAAAGGCUUCAGUCUGGAAGGGUCUGAUCACUCUGAGGCCAUGGUCCCUGUUGCUGGAAGAGGCCGUAAUGCACUCCACAUUGACGUGCACAUGGCUUCUGGUUACAUAUAUUGGUGUGACUUCAGCAGCACUUUGGCAAUGCAAAAUGGGGUCAGACGCAUAAAACCUGAUGGCUCAGGAUUGCAUAGCAUAGUUACAUCUGGAAUUGGUCGGAAUGGUAUUCGAGGCAUUGCUGUGGACUGGGCUGCAGGUAAUUUGUAUUUCACCAACGCCUUUCUGACUGAGACCUACAUUGAGGUACUUCGCCUGAACACAACUUUCCGCAGGGUGCUGCUGAAGACCCAGGUGGAUAUGCCACGCCACAUUGUUGUAGACCCCAGAAAUAGAUACCUGUAUUGGGCUGAUUAUGGUCAGACUCCAAAAAUUGAAAAGGCACUUUUGGAUGGAACCAACCGCACAAUUUUAGUGUCCUCUGGGAUUAUCACCCCACGAGGCCUCGCUCUGGACUGGCAAACUGGCUACGUGUAUUGGGUUGAUGACUCUCUUGACAUGAUUGCUCGAGUCAACCCCCACAGAGGGGAGACAGAGAUUGUCAGGUAUGGCAGUCGCUACCCAACCCCUUAUGGAAUUACAGUGUUUGAGAAUGACAUAAUUUGGGUGGACAGAAACCUUAAGAAGGUUUUCAAAGCGAGCAAAGAGCCAGGGAACACAGAGCCGCCUGCUGUCAUUAGAGACAAUAUCAACGUAUUGAGAGAUGUAACUAUCUUUGACCAGCGGACUCAACCCACCAGUGCCCUGGACCUGAACUACAACCCUUGCAUGGAAACCAAUGGAGACUGUGCCCACUUCUGCUUUGCCCUUCCAGGCUCUAGYGCAGGCACACAAAAUAAAAAGUGCAGCUGUGCUUUUGGGGAUCUUGCAGCAGAUCAAAAGAGCUGUGAGAUGUCAAAGAAUGAUUACCUCAUCUACACCACUGAGAGUACGGUUCGCAGCUUGCGGCUUGAUCCAGAAGACCAUGCAUURCCCUUUCCUGUCGUCAACGUGCUUCGUACAUCAGUGGCUCUAGAUUUUGACCUUGUAGACAAUAGGAUCUACUUCACACAAAGUUCAGGGUCAGGAGCAAGCAAGAUCAGCUACAUCAGCCUGUCUCUCCCCACUUCACCUCCUGUUGUUGUAGCGUCCGAUCUUGGAGCUCCUGAUGGUGUUGCUUAUGACUGGAUAAACAAACGUAUUUACUACAGUGACUUUGUAAACCAAAGCAUCAGUUCUAUGUCUGUGGAUGGUGCUCAGAGAAGUAUGAUUGCUCAUGUACCCAGACCAAGGGCCAUCAUGUUGGAUCCCUGCCGAGGAUACAUUUAUUGGACAGACUGGGGAGUCCAUGCAAAAAUUGAGCGAGCCACGUUGGGUGGAAACUUCCGAACAGAGAUUGUGAAUAGCAGUCUGGUGUGGCCAAAUGGUCUUACUUUGGACUAUGAAGAAGAGAGGCUUUAUUGGGCAGAUGCCAGCUUACAGAAGAUUGAGCGAUCCUCUCUCACGGGAUCCAACCGUGAGGUCAUUGUCAGCACGGCCAUUUACCCAUUUGCCAUGACCAUGUUUGGUCAGUUUAUCUAUUGGACUGACUGGAAUACCCACAGUAUAUAUCGAGCCAACAAGUAUGAUGGCUCUGACCUGAGGGUUAUGAUUCAGAACCUUCCUUCUCGACCAAUGGACAUCCAUGUUUUGGCCAGCAGGAAGCAGCAGAAGUGUGAAAGUCCCUGCCAGCAGUUCAAUGGAGGCUGCAGCCACAUCUGCACAUCAGGUCCAAAUGGAGCUGAGUGUCAGUGUCCCACAGAGGGCCGCUGGUAUUUGGCUGACAAUAAGUACUGCAUACCUGAUAAUGGGACUCGCUGCCAGCCAGGCCAGUUCACCUGCAUGAACGGCCGAUGUAUUCGAGCACAAUGGAUAUGCGACAAUGACAAUGACUGUGCAGAUGGCAGCGAUGAGUUUGAGAGAGUCUGUGGAUCUAACCCAAUCUUCAGCUAUGCUGCCCCACAGUUGCUGUCAUCUUUUAUUGCCUUGUCAGCCUUCCACACCUGUGAGCCUACGGUGUUUACCUGUGGGAACGGUCGAUGCGUUCCCUACCACUACCGCUGUGACCAUUAUGAUGACUGUGGAGACAAUAGCGAUGAAGUGGGCUGCCUGUUCAGACCCUGUGACCCCAAUACAGAGUUCACCUGCAACAAUGGGCGCUGCAUCGCAAGGGAUUAUGUCUGCAACGGCAUCAACAACUGCUACGACAACGGGACUUCUGAUGAGCAGAACUGCCCGGAGAGAACCUGCCAGCCAGAGCAAACAAAAUGUCAGUCUACAAACAUCUGUAUCCCACGUUCGUACCUGUGUGAUGGAGACAAUGACUGCGGAGACAUGAGUGACGAGAGCCCAACACAUUGUGCUACAUCCACUUGUUCUCAGAGUGAGUUUCGUUGCUCCAGCGGCCGUUGCAUCCCCGCCCACUGGUACUGUGACGGAGGGUCCGACUGCUCUGAUGGCUCAGAUGAACCCCACUCCUGCACCAUGCUGGCCAGAACCUGCAACACAGAUCAGUUCCGCUGUGAUGAUGGCAGGUGCAUCGCUUUAUCUUGGAUCUGCGAUGGGGACAAUGACUGUGGUGACAUGAGUGAUGAGGACCAGAGACACAACUGUGCCAACCGCACGUGCUCAAGUACAGAGUUCACCUGUGUGAACAACCAGCCCCCUCAGCGGAAAUGUAUUCCUCGUGACUGGGUGUGUGAUGGAGAUGCGGACUGUGCAGAUGCGUUAGAUGAGCAUCAAAACUGUACACACAGAUCCUGUGGCAUCAAUGAGUUCACCUGUGGGAAUGGUCUCUGCAUCCGCAGCUCCUAUAGGUGCGAUCGUCGCAACGACUGCGGAGACGGCAGUGAUGAGCAGGGCUGCACCUACCAACCUUGUCAGUCGCACCAGUUCACCUGCCAGAAUGGCCGCUGCGUGUCACGUGACUUUGUCUGCGACGGAGACAAUGACUGCGGGGACGAGUCUGAUGAACAGGAGCACAUGUGUCAUACUCCCGCUCCCWCCUGCCCCCCGGGAGAGUUCAGGUGUGAAAAUGGACACUGCAUCUCUCUGAGCAAAGUGUGCGACAGGAAUGAUGACUGCUCCGACAACAGUGAUGAGAAAGGAUGUGGUGUCAAUGAAUGCACUGACCUGUCCGUCCACCACUGUGAUCACAACUGCACUGACACGCCCACCAGCUUCAUAUGCACAUGCCGUCCCGGCUACCGUUUAAUGUCCGACAGCAAAACGUGCGACGACGUCGAUGAGUGCGCGGAGACGCCGAGCGUGUGCAGUCAGAUCUGCGAAAACACCGUCGGCUCCUACAUGUGCAAGUGCUCUCCAGGGUUCCUCAGGGAGCYGGACGGACGCAGCUGCCGUCAGAACAGCAACAUCUCGCCGUACCUCAUCUUCAGCAACCGCUAUUAUCUGAGGAACCUGUCGACAGACGGGCAGGCCUACUCGCUCAUUCUGCAGGGCCUGACCAGCGUGGUCGCUCUGGACUUUGAUCGCGUUGACAAGCGCCUCUAUUGGGUCGACGUAAACCGUCGAGUGAUUGAGAGGAUGUCUUUCAACGGCAGUAACAGAGAGGUAGUGGUCAACGGAGUUCUGCAUGGAGAAGGACUUGCGGUUGACUGGGUAGGCAGGAAGCUCUACUGGGUGGACAGCUUCUUGGAUUGUCUUCAAGUGUCUGAACUAGAUGGUCGCUUUGUCAGAAAACUGGCCGAACACUGCGUCGAUGCCAACAACACUUUCUGCUUUGAAAAUCCCAGAGGAAUUGUUGUGCAUCCGAAAUAUGGAUACAUUUACUGGACAGACUGGGGAGAUAAAGCUUUUAUUGGUCGUGUYGGAAUGGACGGAACCAACAAAACAGCGAUCAUCACCACAAAGCUGGAGUGGCCCAACGGCAUCACAAUCGACUACACAAAUGAUAAACUCUACUGGUCAGAYGCGCAUCUCAACUACAUUGAAUUCUCUGACUUGGAGGGUCGGCACAGACACACAGUGUAUGAUGGAAACCUACCUCAUCCAUUUGCACUGACUGUUUUUGAGGAUACUGUAUAUUGGACUGACUGGAACACACGCACAGUGGAGAAAGGCAACAAAUACGACGGCUCUGCUCGGGAAGUUCUGGUUAACACCACGCACAGACCAUUUGACAUUCAUGUAUGCCAUCCUUACAGGCAGCCUAUUGUAAACAAUCCCUGCGCUGUGAACAAUGGGGGCUGCUCACACCUGUGCCUAAUCCGUCAUGGGGGGCGCGAACACACCUGCCAGUGCCCCGACCAUUUCCUGGCUGUUCGAAUAGGACGUGUGACCCGAUGCCUUCCCAUGUGCACAAGCACGCAGUACAGAUGUGCAAACAAUGAACGUUGUAUUCCUAUCUGGUGGAAGUGCGACGGUCAGCGGGACUGCAGAGAUGGCUCCGAUGAGCCCUCCACUUGUCCGAAUCGCCACUGCCGACUCGGCCAAUUCCAGUGCAACGAUGGGAACUGCACCAGUUCACACUUCCUUUGUAACAGCAACCGGGACUGUCCUGAUGGUUCGGAUGAAGAUGUUGUUCUGUGUGCUACGCACCAAUGUGAGAGCCAUCAGUGGCAAUGUGCAAAUAAGCGGUGCAUCCCUGAAUUGUGGCAGUGCGAUGGUGAGGAUGACUGCGGUGAUCAGUCGGACGAAGACCCUGCCCACUGCUCCACCCGGACUUGUCGCCCUGGACAGUUCAAGUGCCGAAACGGGCGCUGCAUCCCACAGAGCUGGAAAUGUGAUGUUGAUGAUGAUUGUGGCGACAAUUCAGAUGAACCUCUAGAGGAAUGUAUGGGACCAGCCUAUCGAUGUGACAACCACACAGAAUUUGACUGCAAGACCAACUACCGCUGUGUGCCGCUGUGGUCUGUUUGUAACGGUGAAAACGACUGCCGAGACAAUAGCGAUGAGCAGAGCUGCCAUGAAGUGAGCUGUGAUCCUACCGGAGAUUUCCGCUGUGACAACCAUCGCUGCAUCCCGCUGAGAUGGAGGUGUGAUGGUGAUGAUGACUGUGGGGAUAACUCUGACGAACACAGCUGCACGCCGCGCUCGUGCACAGAGAGCGAGUUUCGCUGUGACAAUCUGCGCUGCAUUCCCGACCGUUGGGUCUGUGACCAUGACAACGACUGUGAGGACAACUCGGAUGAAAGGGACUGCGAGUUGCGGACAUGUCACCCUGGCUACUUUCAGUGUGGGAGUGGACACUGCAUCGCUGAACGUUUCAAAUGUGACGGCAAUGCCGACUGUUUGGACUUCACGGAUGAGACAUCAUGUCCAACUCGAUUUCCCAACGGCACAUACUGCCCACCCACCAUGUUUGAAUGCAAGAACCACAUUUGCGUCCAGCCCCACUGGAAGUGUGACGGAGACAACGACUGUGGAGACAACUCAGAUGAGGAGCUGCACCUCUGCUUGGACAUCGAAUGUGAGGCUCCGUUCCGUUUCCGAUGCGACAACAACCGCUGCAUCUACAACCAUGAGUUGUGUAACUCCGUCAACGACUGUGGUGACAGCUCUGACGAAAAACAGGAAAACUGUCAACACCCCACACACGGACCUUGUAGUGAUGAAGAGUACAAAUGCAGCAACAGGCAGUGCAUCCCUCUUCAGUACACCUGUGAUGAUUAUGACGACUGUGGAGACGAGUCGGAUGAGCGUGGGUGCCACUCCGACAGCAGACACACCUGCAGCGCAAACAUGUGCGAACACAACUGUACAGACCUSACAGGAGGAGGCUUCCUCUGCUCCUGCAGACCUGGCUACAGACCCAGAGACACAGAAAGACACAUGUGUGAAGAUGUGAACGAGUGUGAGGUGUUUGGAACGUGCCCUCAGGACUGCAGGAACACAAAGGGCAGCUAUGAGUGCUUCUGCUCGGAAGGUUUUCUGUCUUUUGGUGAGCCUCACGGGACUGAGUGUGCUGCGCAAGGAAACCCUCCAGUGUUGCUUUUACCAGACAAUGUUCGCAUCCGUCGUUUCAAUCUGUCCUCGGAGCAGUAUUCAGAUUAUAUUGACAAUGCYGAGCACAUUCAAGCCUUGGACUACCUGUGGGAUCCAGAGGGUGAAGGCCUCAGUGUUGUUUACUGGACAGUUCUUGGUCAAGGAUCCCAGUUUGGCUCGAUCAAACGUGCCUACAUGACCACGUUCAACGAUUACGGCAACAACCCUGUGAAAGAGGUGAAUCUGAACCUGAGGUAUAUUGUUAAACCGGAAGGCAUCGCUGUCGACUGGGUUGGCAGGCAUAUUUACUGGACAGAUUCAGGGACCAACCGAAUUGAAGUGGCCAAGCUGGAUGGGCGGUACAGGAAGUGGUUGAUUUCCACUGAUCUCRAUCAGCCUGCUGCCAUCGUUGUGAAUCCAUCAGUGGGGAUGAUGUACUGGACAGAUUGGGGAAACAAACCCAAAAUCGAGUCAGCGUGGAUGGACGGUCAGCACAGACAGGUGCUGGUGAAGGAGGAGGACCUGGGCUGGCCUACUGGGCUGGCUCUGGACUACGUGAAUGGAAACAGAAUCUACUGGUGUGACUCCAAAGAAAACAUCAUUGAGUCCAUGAAGCCCGAUGGCACAGACAGAAAGAUUGUCAUAUCAGGAGAUAUUGGCCAUCCGUAUAGUCUGGAUGUAUUCGAGGGGCAUGUGUACUGGACAACAAAAGACAAAGGUGAAGUGUGGAAGACGAACAAGUUUGGACGAGGACAUAAAGUCAAAGUUCUUACAAUCAACCCCUGGCUGACGCAAGUUCGUCUUUACCAGGAGCACCGGCACAACCGGUCAGUAUCCAACCCCUGUAAGAAUGUGUGCAGUCACCUGUGCCUCCUCCGACCUGGUGGGUACACCUGCGCCUGCCCACAAGGCUCCUCUUCAUCGAGUAUCGACUCGACAGAAUGUGAUGCAGCCAUUGAGCCUCCUGUUCCAAUGCCUCUUGCAUGCAGAUGCAUGAAUGGUGGAACCUGCUACACAGAUGAAGGGGGUCUGCCGAAGUGCAAAUGUCCGUAUGGCUAUAUUGGUAGCUACUGUGAGAUUGGCAAAUCUAGAGGAGCUCCACCUGGAACAGCUGUGGCUGUUCUGCUGGCUGUUAUUAUCAUCCUGAUUACUGGAGCUUUGGCUGUCGGGGUUUUCCUCAAUUACAAACGAACAGGAUCUUUUAUCCCCUCUAUGCCUAAACUGCCCAGCCUCACCAGUCUGGUGAAGUCGGCUGACACCGGGAACGGGGUGAUGUUUCGSUCGGGUGAUAAUGUAGACCUCGGGCCGUCGCACAUUGGAGUGUCUGUUAUCGACACAGCCAUGCAGAUGGAUGAUAAUUUUGCCAUCGAUGCUGGGAGGCAACCAAUCACGUUUGAGAACCCGCUGUAUGCCACUGCCCCACUGUCGGGUGAUGCUGCUGUCAUCCAUGCUUCACAGGUGACUGUCAAUGUGAGCGGCGAUCAGUUGAAUAACUUUGUGAACCCGACGUAUCACGAAGAUCAGAACGUGGGCAUCGUUAACACAACCUCUGUUAGCAGUAUCCCUGUUCAGGAGUCAAAGUGGAGUUUAUUCAAGAGAAAAUUAAAGCCAAGCGCCACGUUUGAAAACCCUUCAUAUUCAGAGAUGAAAGAUGAAAAGCCGGGAAGCAGUGCGGACUCUUCUGCCCCGGAGCCGUCUCCGUUCGUCCCCGCCGCCAAAAGCUCGAAGAAGGAUCGUCCCAGCACCUUCUCACCGACCGAGGACAGUUUCAAAGACACAGCCAACCUCGUUAAAGAGGACACCGACGUAUAACACCCUCUCUAAUGGAGGGGAAUCAAAGAAAAGACACACUUUGCACAGAAUUAAUUUUUUUUAAAUGCAGCCUGUGUACAAACGUAAUUUGUUUAAAGACAGAAAAAAAUAUAUAAUGAAGAAAAAACUUCUUCUGUUGCUAUGCCUUCUGACAUUUCUUAUGCCAAUUUUGUGGUAAUGUUUUUUUCUUUCAUUACGAUGUACAAUUUGUAUAUCUUUGCACUGAAGCUGUUGAUAGAAAUGUUAAUAUGUUGUAUAUUUGUAAAUUUCAGCAGUAGGAUUUUCUCAAAACGUAUCUUUAGAUUUUAAUUCUCACCAUAAAACUUGCGAUAUAACAAGCCUAAAGUGUGAGCUGCAUUUUGAAUGUAUGUGAUCAAAGGUUACAAGAGAAAUGUGAUGUUGUGCAACCAGCUAAAGAUGUUUUUACUCCGUAUUGAAUAUACCUCAUUUCAGGGCUGACAAAUUAAAGCACAAUAAAAAUCAGUUUUUAACCACUUUCAA
Molecule: messenger RNA, 14763 nt
Organism: Austrofundulus limnaeus
Lineage: Eukaryota; Metazoa; Chordata; Actinopteri; Cyprinodontiformes; Rivulidae
Gene: lrp2a
Product: low density lipoprotein receptor-related protein 2a
Exons: 81
Coding region: 16-14262 (4748 amino acids)
Biological process (GO): receptor-mediated endocytosis
Cellular component (GO): signaling receptor complex; plasma membrane; apical plasma membrane
Molecular function (GO): protein binding; calcium ion binding; hormone binding
Source: RefSeq, a predicted model, not a curated record